Phytophthora infestans T30-4 is the source of this 408-nucleotide messenger RNA. RefSeq lists its product as uncharacterized. Bases 1 to 375 code for a protein of 124 amino acids. NCBI's taxonomy places the organism in Eukaryota, Oomycota, Peronosporomycetes, Peronosporales, Peronosporaceae. The record is from RefSeq and is a predicted model, not a curated record. The transcript is spliced from 2 exons.
AUGAAGCGUGACUUCGCGCGGGACAGCAAGACCGACCUUAAGAGUAGUUUUGAGUGUUUUCAGGCUACUCUGCUCACACACAGCGUCAAUCGCUCACCAAAGAGUGUGGGGAUCUUUAGUCGCGAGGAAGUCGCGGUAAUUGUGGACUACGUCACGAACUCGUACUAUCGACAUUUCCAGCUCUACAAGUGUAUCUUCACCCCAUACUACCACAUGCACUUCGUGCAGCGCGAGAUCAACGACGUUCAGACACCUGAAGCACCGCGUCCACUCUGCCAGGGAUUUCUGCACACAGCCAAGCCGUUGCCGCCCGGUGAAAUCCUCGAAGAGCACGACACAGAAGAGAACUUAGAGCCACUCAGCGUAGUCGAAUAGCUACCAUGCAAAUCUAUAUAUUCUCGCUCUUCA